AGUUAAACAGUUUAUUUACAUGCAUUUAAAUUAAGGGUUAGCAUUAAUGAAAUAGCCAGGACAGGACAAGGACUUGGAAAAACAGACAUCAAUCAUAUUUAUGCGUAUCUCUUGGAGGCCUGCCAUAUUUAUGCUUUGGAAAUGUUUUUCUAGGCUGAGCUUAACCAUUUUAGCUUCCUUGCUCUCCUCCGUCCUCCGAAACACUUUUUGAAACCGACAUCUACAUCAACUAACCCGAGUAUGAUUAAUUCUAUAGGCUCGCCUACUCAUACCUCUGCGUCGCACGAAGAUCGUAACUAUGCAUCUGAUAUAGAUCAUCAACCUGUGAGGUUUGUUCAUACAAUUUCAGAGGCAGGCAGGCUUCUACCUUCAGCAAGCCAAUGGAACUCAAUUGAACUUGAUUUUCAUCUUGCUCCGCAAUCAAACACUACCUAUGAUUCACUUCCUUCUCGAUACUCUAAAUCCUUCGACUACGAACUUGUUAUAACAGAUAAGAAAUACUUCAAGCGCUUUGUUUAUGUCUCCAUCCUCAUAGUUUUUGUUGUCCUAGCAAUUGUUCUACUAGUGCAAUUUCUGCCUCAUAAGCACAAGCACCAUGGAAAAUCAAAGAAUAUCACGCUCGCAUUAAACCAAGCUUUGAUGUUCUUCGAUGCUCAAAAGUGUAAUAUUUUGUUUCUUUUUUGUCAGACUAAACUAUUUUCUGCAAGUGAUUGUAUGAUAUUAUUACUUGUAUAAUUCAGUGAAGAGAUUAUUUUUUCAGCUGGGAAUUAUCCAAGCAAUAGUCCUGUCAAAUUUCGAGGAAGUUCAGGGUUGCAAGAUGGGAAUACGAGUAAUCCACCUGCAGACCUCAAGGGCGGCUUUUAUGAUUCCGGAAAAAAUAUAAAGUUCAGUUUCCCCACAGCCUAUACCAUUACCCUCUUGAGCUGGACUGUCAUUGAAUAUCAUGAUAAAUAUGACAGCAUAGGUGAGCUUGAUCAUGUCAAGGACAUUAUCAGAUGGGGCAGUGAUUACUUGCUAAAAAUCUUUGAUCCUCCAAAUUCAACUACAGCUCCCAUAAUAAUAUAUUCUCAGGCAGGCAUUCUAUAAAACUUUGGAACAUGAUCCAUGUUCCCAGUCUCGAAUGAAAAACCAAGUAAAUAAUCUCUCUUUUUUUCCUGAUUUUAGGUUGGAAGUAAUCAUACAAACGGUUAUAAUGAUGUAACCUGCUGGCAAAGACCAGAAGACAUGAACUAUACGAGACCUGUUUCAGUUUGCAAUGAAACAGCUUCAGAUCUAGCAGGAGAAAUUAUGGCAGCAUUAUCGGCAGCAUCAAUAGUUUUCAAAGAUGACACUGGUUACUCGAUAAAACUAAUCCAGUCAGCAGAGAAGUUAUUUGAGGUUGCGACGAAGAAUGACACGGGUCACCAUCAAGGCACUUACACUGCGGUUGAAGAUUGUGGAGGAGAGGCAAGAAUGUAUUAUGAUUCAUCUGGUUACCAAGAUGAAUUGAUAUGGGGAGGAACUUGGUUGUUCUUUGCUACUGGAAAUACUUCUUAUCUUGGAUAUGCUACUAGUAAUUUUAGUGCAGCAGAGGGAGAAGAAACAGCGUCAGAGCUAGGUGUUUUCUAUUGGAACAACAAGCUUACUGCUAAUGCGGUCUUGCUGACAAGACUUCGAUACUUUCAUGACCUUGGCUAUCCCUACGAAGUUGGUUUAGGAUCUUCUUCGAAUAAGAUUGAUCUGCUCAUUUGUUCUUAUCUUUCUCGCGAAAUCUACAGCAGAACACCAGGUGGGUUGAUACUCCUGAGGCCAGAUCAUGGUGAACCACUCCAGUUUGCUGCGACAGCAUCUUUCCUCGGAAAAUUAUACAGUGACUACCUUGAACUUCUACGUAGAUCAGGUGUAAGUUGCAGCAGUAAGUUUUACUCUGUGGAGAUGUUGCGAGAAUUCUCCAUCUCUCAGGCAAGCAUUUAUAGUGCCAGUGUUGAAUUUUGUAAAAUCAGGCCUUUCAAAUUCUCACUGAUCCUUAUUUUCUCAGGUUAAUUACAUACUAGGAGAUAAUCCAAUGAAGAUGAGCUACAUGGUUGGCUUUGGAAACAAAUAUCCAACCCAUGUCCAUCACAGGGCUGCAUCAAUCCCUUGGGAUGAUCAGCAUUACUCUUGUCCAGAGGGAGAUAGAUGGUUAUACUCUACGGAUCCAAAUCCAAAUAUUCUUUAUGGAGCCAUGGUUGCAGGGCCAGACAAGUUUGACAAUUUUUUGGAUGACAGGGACAAGCCAUGGUUCACCGAGCCAACCAUAGCGAGUAAUGCAGGUCUAGUUGCAGCACUUAUAGCGCUUCAUGAUCCACCAUACAAGUCUUCUGAUUCAAAUGGCACUAAUCUGGGAAUUGACCUGACUGGUAUCUUUAAAAACCUUCAAUUAGUUCCACCAGGUACUUGAAAGCAUCACAAUUGGUCACUAACUUUCAUAGAAGAAUGAAGGCAACGAGGAAGAUAAAAGGAAAAGUCAUGAUAGCUGAUAGUUACUUGAAUAAGAUGAGAGUUUGAAGAAAUGCACUUGAGGAUAAAUCUCAGUUGUCUUCGCCUACCAUACUUGUAACCGUACUUGUCCAAGUAAUAAGAGGAAGGAAGGUGAUGUAAAUUUUUCCGUUCAACGUUCCAACGUGUUGAAUUAGCCUGCAUUUCGUACCAUGGGUGGUGCAUCAAGGAAUUUUCUUCCAAAAAAUUUUCUGUUUCUUAUGGGUUUACAGCACUUCUGCCAAUUAUCAGUUUGUUGCGUAGGAUAGGAAGUUCCUUGCUUGUUCUAUGGUAAGGUAGAAUGACGAACCAAAGAAAAAAUUCACUAGCUCUCAUACAAAGAUACCUUUGGUUGGAG
Molecule: messenger RNA, 2854 nt
Organism: Populus trichocarpa (black cottonwood)
Lineage: Eukaryota; Viridiplantae; Streptophyta; Magnoliopsida; Malpighiales; Salicaceae
Product: endoglucanase 9
Exons: 3
Coding region: 1225-2022 (265 amino acids)
Biological process (GO): carbohydrate metabolic process
Molecular function (GO): hydrolase activity, hydrolyzing O-glycosyl compounds
Source: RefSeq, a predicted model, not a curated record